This is a messenger RNA of Thyridium curvatum, 1698 nucleotides long. RefSeq lists its product as uncharacterized. Lineage: Eukaryota; Fungi; Ascomycota; Sordariomycetes; Thyridiales; Thyridiaceae. The coding region runs from base 1 to 1698 and encodes 565 amino acids. The transcript has 8 exons. The record is from RefSeq and is a predicted model, not a curated record.
AUGGCGCUACGACGGGCUGUAAAGACCGUGUUGUUUGCCGUGCUCACGGUGGCUACUCGAGCGCAGAUUCAGCCUCUGAACAUCUCGGCCGUGGAUGGCAUCUCCUCCACUUGCAUUGCGGUUCUCAACCAGCAGGUCACUUGCGAUGCCAGCCUACUCUCAGCUGCAGAUGCUCUUGAGGGCGCCCCUGUUUUUGGCAGCCCUAUCUUUCUCUCAUCUUCACAGCUCACGACCUUAUGUACCUCUGCAUGCUCAAGUUCAUUAUUGAACUGGGAGAGGAGAAUAGCAGGUGCUUGUGGAUCGACUUUGAACGAACAGCCCGAUGGCGGGAAGUCUGCACCGGCGUCAUUGGCGCAAGAAUUUGUUGAAGUCUUCAAUUCAGUGUGUCUAAAGAACUCGCACACCCGCUUCGACCGCCGUCUGCAACGACUGUUAUCUUUCCCUGAUGUCAACUCAGCUGGCCAUGCCCAUUGCCUCAACAAGUUUGCUUGCCUCCGCAUUUACCGUAUUGACUUCUUCAUGUCAAAAGACAGGAUGGACACUGUCUCCUCCGCCAACUGCAACUACAUUCACUGUUCGGCCAUCCCCUGUAACCUCAACUGCGCCGGAAUGCACAGGAACGUCCUACACGGUCUCGUCGUCAGACACUUGUCAGACACGUGCAAGUCUCUGCAGAAGCAGUUCGGUAUUACGUAUGCUCAGCUUUCAGGCUGGAAUCCCUCCUUGGGUCCGAAGUGCAAUAACAUCGCUCGAUCCGUUGGGUUUGCCAUCUGUGUGUCCGCUCCAGGUGGCGCAUGGGUUAACCCAAACCCAGGAGAAACAACCAAGACGUCGAGGCCCUCAGAUCCACCAAUCUGGACGGCAACACUGAAACCAAUGGACUCUUAUCCUACAGCAACUUUUGUUCCCUCUUCGGAAGUCGCUCCAUACGCCAACGGUACCCGCAUGGACUGUGCCACAUAUGUAACGGCUCCCAUUCUUACAAACUAUACCUUGAACAAUGGCACAACAAGCUUUGCUUGUGAUGACGCAGCCAAGCAGUUUGGGAUCAGCCUGGAAACAUUUCUUGAAUACAAUCCGUCCUUGAAUGGAUCCAGCCCAUGUUUGAUGACCAACUACACGCAGUACUGUGUACAGACGAUCGCAAAGGUGUCUUCUGGUAUCGUCGGAGCCUGUGUUGAAACAGACAUCUCCCCUACCGGAUUCGACUGCAACAAGUUUGUGUCAAGUCAUGGGCUUGACAAGGACCAAUUUGUCCUGUGGAACCCAGAAGUUGGUUCCAACUGCGAGAACUUCACAGUCGGAACUCACUACUGCGUAGCUGUGCUACAUUACAAGCAGCCGGGUAUCACCUCGAAUUGCAACCUGUUUGUUGCGGCCAAUGAUACGGACUGGGCGGAUCAGCCGUGUCAGAUCAUAGAGACGCAGUACGGUAUCAGCCAUGCGCGGUUCGUGGCGUGGAACCCGGCAGUCAAGAACAACUGUACAGGCACUGCAUCUGCCCCUUGGACUCAUGGAACCAAACCAGUCACCGACGCGACCAGUGUCCAGGUUCAAGGGGGACCUAUCUCGUUGACGAGCGAUUCACAAGCGGCAAGCGUAACGCAAAGUGUUGUCUCGACGACUAGUGAUAUUAGAAUUACAGGUGCUGGUCCUAGCAUUUCUAGCUCUUCGGUAGCGAGUGUGAACAUACGGUAG